Trypanosoma cruzi is the source of this 1719-nucleotide messenger RNA. RefSeq lists its product as uncharacterized. Bases 1 to 1719 code for a protein of 572 amino acids. The transcript has a single exon. Lineage: Eukaryota; Euglenozoa; Kinetoplastea; Trypanosomatida; Trypanosomatidae. The record is from RefSeq and is a predicted model, not a curated record.
AUGGCUACAACUGAUCCGCAGCCACAGCAAGAGCCAAAAUGCACUGAGGUGAGCCCCUCUUUGACGGCAGUGACGGUCUUUAGGGAUCGAGCACAACUCACUUACGUCGCCAGCGCCUCGCUUCCUGUUGGGGCGCACGUUAUUUCCAUGAAGGGAGAAAAGGGUUGGGAGAGUGUCUUGCAGAACACACUUCAGGUUCAUGUGGAGGGGGCAGAGAAUCAGCAGGUGGUGAUGCGAGGGGUCCGCUUCAGGACUCACGUCACCAAGGAGGAUGUGCGGGAGCGGGUCCGGGAGCUUGAGAAGGCACGGGACAAGGUUCGGGAGCUAAUUGACCAAAUUGCCGACAAGAAGGCGGCGAACGACGCCGUUGAAGCUGCACUGAAAAAGAUGGAGGAAAAGCUCCUUAUCAUGGGGGAGUGCGGUGUGGGGCCAGAAGUACGUGCAAGCAUGGGUCCAAUGGUCGGGUUUCUUUCAAAACCGGAAUCCUGGUCAGAACUGGUCCGUUUUAUUACUCGCCGCAAGCUGGCACUGGGAGAGCUCCGCUUGAAGCUUUCACGGCAGCAGGAUGAGCAUGAGGAGGAAGAGAAUGAGAUAAUAAAGAAGCUGGACGAGCUCACCGGAGGUAGGCAUAAAGAACGGCAGGAAACAUCGGUGGAGGUCAUGAUUUCUGUUUAUGCACCGCAUGUGAAUUUAAAGCUUGCUGUGAGUUUUGUCGCCAUGGGCGUCUCGUGGACACCGUUGUAUGACAUCCGUGUGGACCCAGAGCGGUCCGUAAUGGACGUGACGUACCACGCUCAGGUGUGUCAGGGCACCGCAAUGGACUGGAACAAGGUACUGAUGAAGCUCAGCACAGCUACUCCCCACUUCAGUGCAGCUCCGCCAGAGCUCAAGGAGUGGAAUAUCAGCUUGGAUCCACCAAAGUUCCCUGUGGGGUUCUCACGUUUUUUGUUACGUUCACUUCCUUCCAAUAACCGAAGAGGGAGGGGUAAUGAGGAGGCAUUUUCAAGACCGCAAGCCGCCCUAGUGGAGCAAGCAGUUGUUUCGUCUUCCUCCACAUCCAGCACAUUUCAAAUUGUCGGCCUGGCCACUGUGCGGAGUGACAACAAGCCGGUGAAGGUCACCAUCGCCACGCACACAUUUCCCGUGAAGCUGGUGUAUCAUGCGGUGCCGAAACUUAGUCCGUGGACGUACCUCAUUGUUAAGGCAAAGAAUACAAGUCCAUACGUAUUCCUCUCCGGAAAAGCAAAUGUUUUUGCUAAUAACACCUUUGUAAGCAACUCACAGUUGGAGCUUGUUCCAGUUGGUGCAGAAUUGACGAUGUCAAUUGGUACAGAUGAUGCUGUGAAAGUAACACGGAAACAAGUGAAGCGGACUAAGUCUACUCUACAUGCCAUGCUGCGCAACCGAAAAAAAGUCAUUGAAUAUGUGUACGAAUUUACCGUGAAGAGUUCAUUGACGGCAGAGGCAACCUUGGUGGUGAAGGACCAGUGCCCCGUCUCCUCGCACAAGGACAUUACGGUGAGACUCAUUGAACCAAGCAAGAAUAUGCUAACUGAGUGUACGAAAGUGGAUGGCAAUGACUGCAGUGUGGAUAACGGAGGCAUCGUGGAAUGGCGAUUGCAACUGCCAUCUGGGGUAUUCACGCGUGACUUUCGUUUUGCCUUCCAGGUGGAGCACAAUGAGAAUAUGGAUGUCAGUGGCCUCGACGUAGAAGACUGA